This is a messenger RNA of Daphnia carinata, 1425 nucleotides long. RefSeq lists its product as uncharacterized. The record is from RefSeq and is a predicted model, not a curated record. NCBI's taxonomy places the organism in Eukaryota, Metazoa, Arthropoda, Branchiopoda, Diplostraca, Daphniidae. The transcript has a single exon. The coding region runs from base 1 to 1425 and encodes 474 amino acids.
AUGCCUCCAAAAUGCCCUCCCCUCACUGAAGAACAAAAAGCAGCCAAGAAUCUUAAAAUGCGUGAAAAAAGGGCAGCUGAAUCGCCUGAAGUCAGAGAGAAGAGAUUGCUGGAAAAUCGAGAACGGAUUAAAGCAAAAAAACAAAGACUUGAUCCUGUAGAACAGCAAACGGCUCUAGAAGCACAUGCUGUACGUCAAAGAAAAGCCCGUGAAAUCCAAACUCCAGAAAAGGCAAGUGUUUCGCGCAUGAAAGAUAGAUUGCAACAUCAGAAUGUUCGCUGCAACCAAACAACAGAUGAAGCAGAUGAAAGACCAGAAGUUAACAGACAGCAAAUUAUUAGUUACGGAAGGGUUGAAAAUGAUGGAAAAAUAGAACAACUUCAAGAAGAGACUAGAGCAAUGAUGGAGCAGAUUUCCUUAGAAAGAGAGGAAUAUAACGAAGAAAUUCUGGAUCUACAACAAGCAAAUGAGGCUGAACACCACGCAGAAAUUGUUAUUGUAGAAACAGAAGAGGAGCGACAACAUCGAUUGGAAUAUCUUGCGCAAAAUCGUCGUAAUAGAGUAACUAAAACACACCAAGCCGCUCAGAAACCAUUACACAACGAAGAAUUGGUUCCCUUUCAUCACUGUGGGCAAAUGGACGAGGUUUGUCAUUACUGUGGCGCAAGACAUUUCAAAGGGGAGAAAAUGUCUGAACGAAAAUUCCGCAUUUGCUGUUCAAAAGGGAAGGUAAUUCUUCCUCCACCUAGAGAAUGUCCUGAAUUGCUUUACCAUCUCUUCACCAACAGCCAUCCGAAAUCUCCUCAUUUCUUGAAAAUGAUAAGAAAUUACAACAACGCUCUUGCCUUCGCAUCCAUGGGAGCACAAAUCGACAGUCCACCAGGUCGCGGCCCUUAUUGCUUUCGAAUUCACGGACAAAUAUAUCACGAUACAACAUCAGUUGAAUACCAACACGAAGACAGUGCUCCAAAAUACGCCCAACUGUAUUUCAUUGAUUCUUCUCAAGCAAACGAAUUUCGGGCCAGUAAUCCUGCCAACGUUCGCUGUGACCGUUUUCUUAUGGAACAGUUGGAUUCUCUUCUUCGUCAAUGUAAUCCCUAUGCUUCCAUGUAUAAGAAUAUGAGUCAAAUGGCAGCCGAGGAGGAUCUUCUUGCCGAAAUAGAGGGUAGAAGAUCCUUGGAAAUUGGAAUGAUUAUCCGCAAUGAUCGUAGGACACAGGAUGAGAGGCAUUACAACAGCCCCACCGGAGAAGAAAUAGCAGUGGUUUUCAAAAGCAUUGAUGGGGCUCCACCCGAAAAUAGGGAUAUACGCGGCCACCUCUUGAUUCCACGAAGAGGAAAUCGGUUCAUUCGAAUCGACACUCAAAAACCAAUGUGCGAUCCCAUGACAUAUCCAUUACUCUUUCCUAAUGGAGACAAUGGCUGA